CGCUUUUCGCCCCAUUGUUGAUUUUCAUUCGACGUCGUCGUCACUUCGGUCCCUGACUAGUUGUGUGACCAUGAUUUACUCCGCAUUCAAUGUGGACUGUCCAGCAUGUCACCGGCACAAUACUCCAUGGGCAGGUGGUAAUGCUGUGAGGCACGAGUUAGGCGAUGGAGCUUCAGAGUAGCUCUUUCCGGGAGUUGUGCGAAGGAACUAUAAAAACCGCCUGCUUCCUGACCUCAUGCUGGUCACUCGCUGCUCCCUCCCGAACAUUUCAGCUCAUUUCCAGUCAAUAUGAAGUCCUUCAUAUCCCUUACUCUCACAUUGUCCCUACUUGCCCAGUCUCAUGCCUCUUCUCUGAUCCCUAGGCAAGAAAAGAAUCCGGCAUGGUCAGUGUCGAACUUCAAUUCUCUCAUCACGUUCGGUGACAGCUACACUGACGAAAGUCGAUUGGGCUACUUCAUCAGUCACAACGGCUCGGCGCCACCGCCUGGAACAUUGCUGCCAGAGAGCUUUUCGACCCCUGGCGGAGGCCGUACCUGGCCACGCUAUGUCGUUCAGUAUACCGGCUCGACAGUCAACGGGGAAUGGGACCCUCAAAUGACACUGUACGACUAUGCCGUCUCGGGCGCCGUGUGUUCCAACGAGAUCACACCAAGACGUCUUCCAUCGAUCAACAACAACUUCCCAUCAGUUCUCGAAUACGAGGUUCCCGCCUUCCAAGCCGACCUCGUCUCGCCACGCAUCAACGCCACACCGCCAGAACCAUACUUCACACCUCCCCUGACCGCCGCAUCAGCCGUGUACGCCGUGUGGAUCGGCACCAACGACCUGGGAGUGUGGGCAUUCAUCACCGACUCACAGAUCCCAGGUAAAGUGCUGAGCGACUACACAUCCUGCGUGUACGAUGUCUUCGACGGACUCUACGCCUCCGGAGGGCGUAUGUUUGUUCUAAUGAACACUGCGCCCCUGCAUCUGGCUCCCUUGUACGCCAACGCCAGCGCUCACGGCGUCGGGCCGAACCAGUACUGGAUGGACAAACCUAGCAAUUUGACAGAAAUCGCAGAGACGAUGCAUGAAUACACUUCCACCGUGAACAAUAUCUUCAAGUAUCAAACUCCGUUCGAAACGCUGGUCGCGAAACGCUAUCCGGGCGCACAGUUCGCGCUGAUGGACAUGUACUCGCUGAUUUCGGAUAUCUACGAUGAUCCGACUGCUUACCUCAACGGGACGGACGUGACAAGUUGGAUGUAUGAUAACCAUUGUAACGUCAAUCAGACCGUUUGCGUGAAGUCAGAUAAUGGGACGAAUCCGGAUGGGUUCCUUUGGUAUGAUGAGUUGCAUCCUAGUGAACAAACGGACCGUGUUAUUGCGACGAAUUUUGUGGAAGUGUUGAAUGGAACAUCGCAGUAUGCGACGUACUAUUAAUCCUUCGAGGGAGCGUAAUGUUGGAAUGCAUUGAUAUGCAUCCAAGAAAUGCUGCGUGGACGAGGAUUGAGGAUGAACACGGCUUGCGCUUACGUAUGCUUAUCUCGUGGGUCGAGGAGCUGAACAUGCGAGCGCUCCCACAGGCAUAAUGCGGCCAUCGAAGCACCCGGCGGUAAAACCUAGUCAUGUCCGUACCAUAAUGCAUGAUAAUG
Messenger RNA from Exophiala viscosa, 1634 nucleotides. RefSeq lists its product as uncharacterized. Lineage: Eukaryota; Fungi; Ascomycota; Eurotiomycetes; Chaetothyriales; Herpotrichiellaceae. The transcript has 3 exons. The record is from RefSeq and is a predicted model, not a curated record. Bases 289 to 1422 code for a protein of 377 amino acids. Gene Ontology annotation, molecular function: hydrolase activity, acting on ester bonds.